AUGGCCGUGGUGCAUGUCAUCCAGCAGAUCGGCGACGGCGCGACGCCAGUUCUCCCCAACCCUCACUUCUCUGUAACUCUUCCACGAAUUGUGUUAUCUGGGAGCAACAGACAACCUGUUGAAGAUACUCGGGGACGGCGGCCAGCUCGCACACAACCUUCAAUGACGCAGGUGCGGCACUGGGAGGAGGAAGGCGUUGGAUUAUGCAGGGACGACAUCGGAGAAGGACUGCAAGCUGCGACGACAUCCUCCCGAACUCCCGAAUCAUCACGGAAAAGAAAAGAAAAACACCCCUGCCCUGACCCGCUUCCACAACUCCCCCGCAACCUCUCCUCCCCCGAGCGCCUCAUCCCACCGCCGCCCUCAGAUCCCGCCGCCGCACACGCCCUCCCCGGAACCCGCGGCCGCGCGCGCCCUCGCUGGAACCCCCGCCGCCGAGAGCCCCCUGCCGUCGUGCGCCCUCCCCGGACGCCCCGCCGCAGCCCGCCCUCCCCGGACCCCCGCGCCACCGUGCCACCACCGGGAUCCAAUCGCCAACGAGAGCCUCUCCGCGACCCCCCGCCCAGUUGUGGUCGUCGCCAGAUGCCUCGCUGCCGUCGAACGCCGUCUUCCUUCGGGCAGCCACGCACCGUCCGAGCACCGCCGUGCCUUCUCGCACCAGUCUCCUCCUGCCAUGCCCUUGCAGGAAGCUUGUGUCGCCGCAAGAAGUUCAAAUGCCAUAGCAGUGGCCGGACAGAUUUGAUACAUGGUGCUCCCUCCCACAAAGUGGCUGUUGCUAGACGAGGAAUCAAACUCGCCUCCGCUGCUACCAACCCCACCACUGUUGGAGAGGAGAGGAGGAAUGCAAGCAUGAUUGAGCUGGGAUACCCGAGCCAAGGGGAGGAUGCAUAACAUGGCAACUACUAGAAUGGCAGGAGCUGGUUGAUCGUCGGGACUUGGAAUGGAGGUUGACCAUCAUGGAUCGAUGGUGGAUCACGCCGGCCGGUCGGCAUGCAUGCAUGCAUGCAUGCAUUUUCUUCUUUUUCAAAUUCAGAUUCUGAGGUCGAGGAAGCCGGUCUGGCGGAGCACGGCGUUGCAGACGCGGACUCCUCUGCCUUCUUGGCUUCAUGCUCCGUGUUCUCACCGGCCGCCUGGCCCGGUAAUUUUAUUGUAUUUUUAUUGGCUUCUUGGCUGUGAAUUGACCAAAAUA
Messenger RNA from Triticum aestivum (bread wheat), 1189 nucleotides. Its product is annotated as WAS/WASL-interacting protein family member 1. The transcript has 4 exons. Lineage: Eukaryota; Viridiplantae; Streptophyta; Magnoliopsida; Poales; Poaceae. The coding region runs from base 1 to 891 and encodes 296 amino acids. The record is from RefSeq and is a predicted model, not a curated record.